CGUUCUUCAGACAUUUUAUAGUCUCUAUAUCGAAACUAACUUUGUCAAGUUUCAUUUAGGACACAAAUCGAUAAACAUAUGUUGUGUACCUGUAAUUAUGGAAACCUCUCUAUUUAUAUGCAUGUAUAUAUCCAUAAAGUUCACAGUCCAGGCACGAAUAUUUAUCUCCAAACCAAUUAGAAUAUUAGAAAUAUAAAUAAAAUCAUUAAAUAUUUCUUUCAUAUUUAAUCAUUUGAUUUCAUUAUAUAAAAUGAUAAAUAAAACAAUCAAUUAAAUAAUACAAUGGAUAUUACAAAUCAUUUAGAUAAACAUUCAAUAAUUCCAUCAUCCUCAACAUCAUCUUCAACAACAACAUCAUCAUAUACAUCUAAUCAACAUAAAGUUAAACGAUUAAAAAUCUUACAAGAAAUUGAAGAUCGUAAACUUCAAUUAAAUUAUAAUCGUUUAAUGAAAGAACAAAAUAAAAUAUGUAGACAACUUGAUAUUCAACGUUUACAAUUAACUAGAAGAUUUUCUGAAACAAAUUUUAAUUUAUCAUUUGAUGAAUUAACAUGUAAAUUAUUAAAAAAUGAUAAUAUAAUAUUAGAUUUUAAAAAAUGUAAACAAAUUAAACAACAAUCACCACCACCACCACAGCAACAACAACAUUCUAUAACAAUGAAUGAUCGUGUUCAUUCAUCAUAUUAUAAUUUAAAUUCACAAGAUAAUACUCAUAAUAAUGAUUAUUUAAAUCAACCAUUUUGGUUAAGAUUACGUUCAUUAGGUUUACCAUCUGAUGAAGAUACAUUAUUAGCUGCAUUAACUUUUAAAAAUAUGAAUAUAAAUGAAAAAUUAGAAACAAAUCUUAAUGAAGAUGAUGUAUUUGAAUCAAUUUAUAAACCAUCAACAAUAAAUGAUCCAUUAACAGGAAGAAUUUCAAGAAAUAUACAAAAACAACGUUCUUCUAGUGUAACUGGAGCUGAUGAAAUAUUAAAAAAUGUAUUAAAUAAUAAUAAUAAUAAUAGUAAUAAUAAUAAUAAUACAAAACGAAUUAAACGUUCAUUAAGUUUAGAAGAAAAAAAACCUAAUUGGUUAUUAACAUUAAAUCAAAUGAAACGUGAAAAAUUAUCUCGUACUAAUUCAAAUAUACAAGAAGAAAUAACAGCAUUAUUUAAAGGGAAUAAAUUUUAUGGUAAUAAACGAUCCAAUGUUAUUACUAUAAAAUAUCAAUCACGUAAUGAUCGUCUUAUUAAAUCACAUAGACAUACUAUUGUUGGUAUAACACAUGAAUUUACACCAUCAUAAAAGUAAAUUAAAUAUUAAGAUAUAGUAAUUUAUAAAGGUUUUCAUGUUUCUUUUUAUUUGCUUAAUUAUGUUUCAUUGUUUGUUUGUUUGUUUGUUUUUUUGUUGUUGUAAUAUUUAUACUC
Molecule: messenger RNA, 1406 nt
Organism: Schistosoma spindalis
Lineage: Eukaryota; Metazoa; Platyhelminthes; Trematoda; Strigeidida; Schistosomatidae
Source: the annotation of a GenBank genome assembly